This is a messenger RNA of Diospyros lotus (date-plum), 3533 nucleotides long. RefSeq lists its product as uncharacterized. Gene Ontology annotation, biological process: mitotic chromosome condensation. The record is from RefSeq and is a predicted model, not a curated record. The coding region runs from base 42 to 3146 and encodes 1034 amino acids. Lineage: Eukaryota; Viridiplantae; Streptophyta; Magnoliopsida; Ericales; Ebenaceae. Gene Ontology annotation, cellular component: condensin complex; condensed chromosome. The transcript has 12 exons.
AGAGAGAGAGAGAGAGAGAGAGAGAGAGAGAGAGCGCUGCAAUGGCGAUGGAGACCGAAAAGGAAGUGGAAAAGAGAUUGAUGCAGAAGAUCGCUAGAAUUUUCGACGAAACGCGGGCGUCGAAAGCCACACACAUCCGGAAGCUGAAGGACCUAUCCGCCCUCCGAUCGUCGUCGUAUGCGCUACGGUUCUUCUCGGCUUUCUCCAAAGCCCUAACGCCUCUGUUCAACUUCAGCCGAAAUAAUGCCUCCACGGAGCGGAUGGUUCGGUUCGUAGCAAUAUUUGUGUGCUCUCGCGACGCCAAGAAUGCCUCCGUCUGUGAUUCCUUUCUGGAGGCGUUCCUGCAGUUUCUCCUCGUUGCCUCCGCCUCCGCCAACAAAAAUGCGCGGUUCCGGGCUUGUCAGAUAAUUUCUGAGAUCAUAAUGCAGUUGCCAGACGGUGCAGAAGUGAGCAAUGAAGUUUGGGAUGAGGUGAUAGAAUGCAUGAAGAUCCGGGUUGGUGAUAAGGUUCCUGUUAUUCGUUCCUAUGCUGUUAGAGCACUUUCACGAUUCGUUAUUGAUUCUGAGGAGAGUGACAUUCUUGACGUACUCCUUGAGGCAUUGCCUCUAGAACAGAAUCCGGAGGUUCGUAAGGCAAUUGUACUAUCUUUGCCUCCUUCAAAUGCAACAUCAACAGUCAUCAUUAAUUGCACAUUGGAUACAAGUGAGUCUGUCCGUAAAGCAGCAUACUCUGUUUUGGCUGCUAAAUUUCCUCUUCACAGUCUCAGCAUCAAGUUCAGGACAACAAUUCUCCGGAGAGGACUUUCUGAUCGUUCUGAAGCUGUGACAAAAGAGUGCCUAAAACUACUGAAAGAAGACUGGCUUCUGAAGUGUUGCAAUGGAAGUCCCAUUGAGCUUCUGAAGUAUCUCGAUGUAGAGACCUAUGAAUCAGUUGGAGAAUCAGUAAUGGGGGCUCUCUUGAAAUCUGACAUGGUGAAAGUAGUAGAUGUUCGAAGUAUUAAAGAAUUCAUUGUACGCGGCAGCAAUACAACAGAAGGACACUGCUCCCCAAGCAUCCAACUAAUGGAAGCAGAAGUUGCUCUUUAUUGGAGGACUGUGUGUAGGUACUUGCAGAUGGAAGCACAAGUGAAAGGUUCCGAUGCUGCUGCAACUAUGGGCACUGAAGCUGCAGUAUAUGCUGAAGAAUCUUCAAAUUACAAUGAUCUUCUGGAGAGAGUUCUUCCUGAAACUGUUUCCGAUUACAUAGAUUUGGUUAAAGCUCAUCUUGAUUCUGGACCAAAUCACCGAUAUGCAUCUCGGCAACUACUGUUGCUUGGUGCUAUGCUUGACUACACCGAUGCUACAAACUGGAAAGUUGCUAGCAAAUUUGUGCAGGUGUUGCUGCAGAGGCCUCUUGAUUGUGAAGUGGAUGAACAUGGCCAUAAGGUUGUUAUAGGAGAUGGCAUUAAUCUUGGUGGAGAGAAAAAUUGGGCUGAUGCUGUGUCACAAUUGGCAAGGAAAGUGUAUGCUGCUUCUGGUGAAUUUGAGGAAGUUGUUCUAGGCGUUCUAGAGGAGUUAGCCCGGCCUUGCAGGGAAAGAACAGCUGACUUUGUGCAGUGGAUGCACUGCCUUGCUGUGACUGCUGUCCUCUUGGGAAAAACGAAUUCUUUCCAUUGGAUGCAAGGAAAGACCAUUGAACCAUCUGAGUUAUUGCAUUCUUUAAUUCUUCCAGGGGCAAAACAUGUCCAUUUGGAUGUUCAGAGGGUUGCCACAAGGUGCCUUGGUCUUUUUGCACUAUUAGAGAGGAAGCCAAGUGAAGAAAUAGUGAAACAGUUGAGGCUUUCUUUUGUCAAGGGAUCAUCUUCAGUUGGUGUAAUGGCUUGUAAGGCACUGUUUGAUCUUGCAUUGUGGCAUGGUCCUCAUGAAGUUGACAAAGCCAUGGGGCAAGAUCUCUUGUCACGACUGAGGGAUCAGACUACAGUUUCUUGUCCUGUUAAAAUAUCUGACACGGAUGCAGAUUUGAAUUUUGAAUUGCUCGAUCUUUUAUUUUCUGGAUUUGAUAGAGGUGAUUGCGAUGAAUCUGCAGAUGCUGAUGAGAGUGAAUCAGUUAAAGCUGUUCUUGGUGAGGGAUUUGCAAAGGUCCUUCUACUAAGUGAGAACUACCAGGGCAUCCCUCUCUCUGCACACCCGUUUCUUUUAACCAAGCUCAUCAGACUAUAUUUUACUGAUGAAUCUAAAGAACUCCCUAGGUUGAGACAGUGCUUGUCUGUGUUCUUUCAGCAUUAUCCAUCCCUCUCGAGUACUCACAAGAGAUGUUUGUCCAAAGCUUUCAUUCCAGUUAUGCAUUCUAUCUGGCCAGGAAUCAAUGGAAAUGCUGGGGGAUCUCCUUUAGUGGUUUCAAACAUGCGUAAAUGUGCUGUUCAAGCUGCACGUUUUAUGCUGCAGAUGAUGCAGGCUCCUUUAUAUGACAGAGAGACCAAAACAGUGGAUGAAAAUGGUGGCAAAAACUCUCCAGAAACCGUUGAUGAUUCAGUGCAUCCUUCAAAAGACUUUGAGAAUGGGGAGGAAGGUCUUGCAAUACGUAUUGCUGUGGAGGUUGCAAGCUUCAAUAUGACAAAGAAAGCAGCUGAGAAAGCAUACGCUUCAGCACUGUGUAGAGUACUUGUCCUUCUUCAUUUCCAGUCAUCAGAACAAAGUGCAAUAAAGUUAAUGAGGAGGCUCUUGACUCGUGUGGCUGUAUCAGUACCUUUAGAGAAAGAAAUUGUGAAUGAGCUAAAGCGGAUGGCAGAACGUCUUAAGGCAGAAGAUAGGCAUCCAGACUGCAAUUUAUCAUUGGACGAAGCAAAUAUUAUUUUAGGGAGGUUGGAGCUGGACUUUAAGCUUGAACAUGAUGACUUCACUGAAAUUCUGCCCACCCCAGCACCACGAUCAGCAAGACCAGCCCGUUCUAGAAGAAGAGUGAGGCAUGAAGAAUCUUCCUCUGAUGAUGAGAGUUCACCCACGCCAGUUGUUCCUGUCAACCCUGGCAUGGCAAGCACCCGCUCACAGAGGUUAAGCAAGACUGCAGCUCUCAGAAAGAUCACUGCCAGUAGAGAUGUGAAAAUUAAUGAUGAUAUUAGCGAAGAAGAUGCCUCGGAGGUGACAUCUGAAGAGGAGUCUAGCGAAUGAGGUCAGUCCGCUGGAUGGCAUGGUUGACACAUUUUUUUUUUUUUAAAUAUUUUUGGAGCAGCUCUUGUUGUAAUGUUGGUUAGUACAGGUGACUAGGCUGCAAAGUUUGUGAAAAUAUUGUGAUGGAAUGUCUAAGUUGAGUACCAACAUUGCCUUGCUGGUGUUCUAGUUGACAUGCUGUCAUUUGAAAACGUAACAUUAAUUCUCUUGUUCUUCAAUUCUGUCUACUGUAAAGUUGUAAGAUACUAGUUGUCAAUAUAUCUCAGUUCUGGAGCUGAGUUACACAUAAAUGUUUUUUGUAAAAACUGCCCGACAAACUAUCUUGCUACUGAGAUUUGUUGUUGCGCCAUGUAUUGAAUUUCUUGCCGCGCAUUGCUUGCUGAUGUG